Messenger RNA from Porites lobata, 1266 nucleotides. The record is from the annotation of a GenBank genome assembly. NCBI's taxonomy places the organism in Eukaryota, Metazoa, Cnidaria, Anthozoa, Scleractinia, Poritidae.
AUGAUCGAAACGCUGUCAUGCACCAAGCAGACAUCCAGUGAAGAAGUUAAAAGACGUCUUGACAAAGGAGAAAAGUAAGAGUAUUUGUACGGAAUCGUAUCAGGAAAAAUAUCAUUUCUUACUAUUCCUCCGCAUUCACAAUUAAUUCCAAUACUACGAUGCCGAAUUGCACGCUCACAUAGCGUCUUGUUAUCUUCAUUUUUGCCUUAGACGAAAAACCUCCAGUAAGCAAUCUCUUUGUCGCGCACCAACUGACAUGGAUAAUGGCUCUUUAUACAUACGCAUACAUGACUUAUCUAUGGGUGCAUUCGCUGAAAUGAAGAUGGAGUCGGACAUGGAGUAUCUUUCGGACGAGUCCUGGCAAUGGGACGAAGAAGAUUCAGAGAAUGAGUCAAAAGAUUCGAGUGACAACUAUAAAUCCUCAGUCUGGUACGCCGCUUGGUUCGGAGAAGCUACUGAUCUUCGUAACAUUUUGCAACGGCUAAAUCAAAUAGAAAAACGGAUGCACUUAAACAAUUUACGCUGUGGCUAUAUGGCCGGUAACCGGUCAGUAAAUUUCACAAAAUCGAAAGAUUCUAGCUAAUCUAAACUAUCAUAUGCCGAUUAAGACAAGUCAAGCGAUCCUGAAAUGCUAUAUAGAUCUCAAGUCUAGUGUUUGAUUUACGCCGGGCUCAGAAGACGAGACCGUGUUUUGUGACACUUUUUUCAGCUCGACCGCCGGUCACAGUUUUCAAAACACUGCCGGUCAUUUAGUGUUUUUAACACCUUGAGCGGUUACCGGCCAUAUAGCCACAGCGAACACUUUAAAUCCAUAAAAAUCAGGGAGGACAUCUGUGCAAGAUAUUUUGGCGGGCACUCCCCACUCAUCGCUGCUGCUCGCCGCUGAGAACUGGAUUGUGUCAAAGAGCUUCUUCGAUACAACGCAAAUAUUGAAGCUUCAGGACGAAAUGUCGCAGAAGAUAUAAACAACUGGGAAGUCGACGGAACUGCUUAUUACAGAACUCCCGUGGAUGAUCAGAAUGGUACAGCAUUUUUGCAGCCGCUGUCGAAGAACAUGUUGAAGUUGUGAGCUAUUUAAUAGAGCAUGGGGCUAAUGUUAAUGGGAGAUCUAAUAAACAGAGCACUCCGUUAAUUAUAGCAAGUUUUUGCAAUAAAAAUGUUGUAAAGUGCCUCAUUCAACAUGGAGCUAAUGUUGACAAUCGCGACGAAACUGGUUUUACGGCGGUGUAUUAUGCUGUUUUAGGCCAGGAGGAGCGAGGACGUUAG